CUAGAGCGGUCUCGCCGCGGAGCAUGCUGGGAAGGCGCUGCUCCGCCUCGGGCGCGAUGGCAGGUCUGGCGCUCCUCGUUUUGCUGCUGGCGGGGGCGGCGAGCGGCGCGGCGCCUGCCUGGGAUGCGGCCGGAUACCUGCUGUACUGCCCCUGCAUGGGUCGCUUCGGGAACCAGGCCGAGCACUUCCUGGGCGCCCUGGCCUUCGCCCGCGCCGUCAACCGCACCCUGGCCCUGCCGCCCUGGAUCGAGUACCGGUCCUACACCAACCGGCACGUUCCCUUCACGGAGUUCUUCAGACUGGAACCGCUACUGCGCUACCACCGCGUCCUGAGCCUCGAGGAGUUCAUGGAGGAGCUGGCACCCACGCACUGGCCCCCGGGCAAGCGGGUGGCUUACUGCUUCGAGGUGGCAGCCCGCCGGAGUGCCGAUGGGAGCACCUGCCCCAUGAAGGAUGGAAAUCCCUUCGGUCCCUUCUGGGAUCAGUUCCAGGUGAAUUUUGACAAGUCGGAGCUCUUCAAAGGAAUCUCCUUCAGCCCUGCAUACAAGGACCACUGGAUCCAGAGGUUUCCACCAUCGGAGCACCCUGUGCUUGCCUUACCUGGAGCUCCAGCCCAGUUCCCAGUCCUAGAGGAGCACCGGCCCCUCCAGAAGUACAUGGUGUGGUCUGAGGGAAUGGUGAAGAAAGGAGAAGCCUAUAUCCGUUCUCUGCUGCUCCGGCCCUACGUGGGAAUCCACCUGCGGAUUGGCUCCGACUGGAAAAAUGCCUGCAAUAUGCUGAAGGACGGGACGGCCGGGCCGCACUUAAUGGCAUCGCCACAGUGUGUGGGCUACGACUGGAGCAUGGCUGCUCCGCUCACCAUGGACAUGUGCCUGCCAGGCCUUCCAGAGAUCGAGCGCGCCCUCAGGCUUUGGGUGGGAAAGACAGAUGCCAAAUCUGUUUACAUCGCUACGGAUUCGGAACCCUACACAGCAGAAAUAAAGCAGUUCUUCCAGGGAAAGGUGAAGGUGGUCACCCUGCAGCCAGAGGUGCCACAGGUGGAUUUGUACAUCCUCGGUCAGGCUGAUCACUUCAUCGGGAACUGCGUCUCUUCCUUUACUGCCUUUGUGAAAAGAGAGCGUGACGUGCAUAGAAAACCCUCCUCGUUCUUUGGGAUGGAUCACCCGCCAAGACUACGAGAUGAAUUCUGACAGCACGGGCUCCGUGGAUCGCAGGGCUCAGAGCCCGGUGCCUUGCAAGGGAUCCCUCACUACUGGCAGCGCUCUCCUGCCCACAGAGCUGCCGGGCUCUUCUCAGGCACUGCCGGGCUGCUUUGUCUGACUCCUCCCGUGUUUCCAGUGGGAGACAGACCAGAAAGAGACUUUAAAUCCUGUAGUUCAUAGGAAGCUCCAGACCCUGUCUGGUUCUUAGGUGUAGUUCAUGUAGCUCGUGCUCUCACUGGGGUUUGACCACAUCUUGAGGAAGCAGCUGCUCGGACGUCCUCCAGAUUUUUUCCGUUAAAUUUAAAUGUUACCUGGAGGUGUUAGGAAGCUUCUUGUCCAAAAUUGACUGUAAGUGCAGAGUAUGGUCAGGAAUAUUCCAAUGCCUGGAGAGGAGCUCAAGGAAAAGCUCUGGACAAACUGGAAGGGUGUGGGUUUUGCUGCUGUUGCCUUCCUGGGCACUGUCGGCUCCGUGCCUCCGUCCCCUUCUCUGCCAAAGUGAUGCCACCCACUUUGCAGUGGAGCACCCAGGUCCCCGGUGGUGCUGCAGAAUCGGAGUAGGGCUGUGUUUUUACGCCUCAGCCAUGUGUGGAGCUGGGGAAGGUGUUGGCGGGACAACGGGUGGGAUUGUGCCAGAGCUGGGGCUUUUGGUGUCGGGACAGGGAUGGGAGUGGGUUUGAGCCAGGGCGGCAUGUGUCUGUGUUACCUGGUUUUGUGCUUUGUCAGGACCUCUGCCAACUGCCCCUGUCCUGGGGAUCCCAGUGGAAAAAUGUGGGAAGUCUUUGUAGACUGUGAAGCUGCAGCCCAACCCCUGGGCCUGGUGCAGUGCGCUCUGGGGCUGGGAAUGCUUCUCCGGCAAAUCUGUGGUGCCGGUGCCAGCUGCCUCUGGUGCCUCGCUACACUCCGAACCACAACGCUGUCUCCACACCAUGUUAUCUCAGGGCGUUUGCGGGGCUUUAACUACCAAUGUCAUUUGGGGGUGGGUUUUUUUUUCCUCUUUGGAACUUGCUGAGCCUGGGAGGAGUUUGAAGGCUCAGGAGGGAGCAGAGAAGGGCUGAGCGAGCGCUAGGGCGGCAAAGGCUCCGCUCUGUUUUCCUCAGUGCUGGCAUCACAAAAUUAUGAGGUGUGAGGGUUUCAGAGCCUUUGCUGAUCAUGGAUGAUGCUGCCAGGGCUGCCUCACCUCAUCGUGGACCAAGCAGCCUCUCUAGCUCCUGUCAGGAAGAAUUUUUUCUUAAAACGUUACUUUUUUAUAUAUAUAUAUAUA
Molecule: messenger RNA, 2463 nt
Organism: Cuculus canorus (common cuckoo)
Lineage: Eukaryota; Metazoa; Chordata; Aves; Cuculiformes; Cuculidae
Gene: POFUT1
Product: protein O-fucosyltransferase 1
Exons: 7
Coding region: 24-1190 (388 amino acids)
Biological process (GO): regulation of Notch signaling pathway; Notch signaling pathway; protein O-linked glycosylation via fucose
Cellular component (GO): endoplasmic reticulum
Molecular function (GO): peptide-O-fucosyltransferase activity
Source: RefSeq, a predicted model, not a curated record